CCCUUUCCCACAGGUGAAGCACACCCCUUUUCUUGCUCGUUUAGUAUAAUUAUUAUUAAGAUAUAAUCAUGGCACAACAGGUGAAGAUUAAUACUUCAAGUUACAUGGGUAGUACAUCAAUAUCCAAGAAGAAGAACAAUGGGGUUUCAAGAAAGUGUGCUUCCUUGAUUAAAGAACAACGAGCCAGGAUUUACAUUCUACGACGUUGUGCUACCAUGCUUCUCUGCUGGUACAUUCAAGGGGAUGAUUGAAUUGAUCAAUUCACCAUGCAUUUCUCUAACUGAUCACAACAAUAUAAAUUAUAGCUAGCUUACUCUCUAUAUACCUUUUUCUCUCUAUAUACGCACACCUACUAAUUAAUUUACUAUCCGUUCUACUAUCUUUAUGUGUCACCCUUUCUUUUUUAAACCGUCACAAAGAGAAUGUCUUUGAUGACACCAUCCAUUUUACCCAAUUAAAUCUUUGUUUUGAAGAAAAGAAUAACUUUAACAAAGGAAAUCUGGUAAAUAUAUAUAGAAAAAUCUUCGUCCCUAAUUAUUUCUCAAACUCGAUCAAACCGUGUCACAUGAAUUAUAUUUCCCUUGUUUUGGCUCCCAUCAUUAAAUUCCACUUAUAUAUAUUCUUCCCUGCUGAUCAUGUGCCUACCACUUCAAUUCUUUAUAUAUUCUUCCCUGCUGAUCAUGUGCCUACCACUUCACUUCUUUAAUUUGUUCUUUUUUUCAUUCAAUGGGUCCAUUGGAGUCUUUUUGGGGCACAUGAAAACACAGGAAAGAGUUCUAUAGGAUCACUUUGAGACACAAUAUUUUUUGGAGAAACAAGGCUGCAGGGAUGAUGAAUAAGAAAGCUAACCAACAAAGAAAUUUGUUAGAUAGCCUAUCAUCUUUUUUAUUAUGUAAUUUACUUGAGGAAAGAAUGUGUAAGUGGAUCAAUUUGUUCUGAAAUACUAAUGAAUAUUAAUUCCAAAA
Molecule: messenger RNA, 965 nt
Organism: Capsicum annuum
Lineage: Eukaryota; Viridiplantae; Streptophyta; Magnoliopsida; Solanales; Solanaceae
Product: small polypeptide DEVIL 22
Biological process (GO): negative regulation of cell population proliferation
Source: RefSeq, a predicted model, not a curated record